AAAAUUCAAUCAUUCUGUGUUUUCUAAAACAUCAGAAACUUUAAUCGAAAUGACUGGUCGCGGCAAAGGAGGAAAAGGACUCGGCAAGGGAGGCGCCAAACGUCAUCGCAAAGUUUUGCGUGACAACAUCCAGGGAAUCACCAAGCCGGCCAUCCGUCGUCUUGCCCGUCGUGGUGGUGUCAAGCGAAUCUCUGGUCUCAUCUACGAGGAGACCCGCGGUGUGUUGAAGGUGUUCCUUGAAAACGUGAUUCGUGACGCCGUCACCUACACUGAACACGCCAAGAGGAAGACUGUGACGGCCAUGGACGUCGUCUACGCGCUGAAACGGCAGGGCCGCACUCUGUACGGUUUCGGCGGUUAAAUCUGAUCUUGAUUUUCAUACUCCGAUCGUUCAAACCAAUCGGCCCUUUUCAGGGCCACCAUUU
Daphnia pulex (common water flea) is the source of this 425-nucleotide messenger RNA. Its product is annotated as histone H4. Gene Ontology annotation, molecular function: DNA binding; protein heterodimerization activity; structural constituent of chromatin. Gene Ontology annotation, cellular component: nucleosome. Gene Ontology annotation, biological process: nucleosome assembly. The record is from RefSeq and is a predicted model, not a curated record. The transcript has a single exon. The coding region runs from base 50 to 361 and encodes 103 amino acids. NCBI's taxonomy places the organism in Eukaryota, Metazoa, Arthropoda, Branchiopoda, Diplostraca, Daphniidae.